CCCCGACGCGCUCACUUCGCUCGCUCCCGCGGCCCCCUCGAGCCCUCGGGCUCUGGCUUCCCUGAGGCUGAGCUCCAUGGAAGCAAGUGCAGCACCCAGUGUCCAGAACUGCCCUUCAGACUCUACCACAGGAGAUGGGGCCACACCCCCCACAAGCCAGGCUGUGAGCCGUGCCCCAACCUGUGCCCGUUGCCGCAAUCAUGGUGUCACUGCCGCUCUUAAGGGCCACAAGCACCUGUGCCUCUUCCAGGCCUGUGAAUGUCAUAAAUGUGCCCUCAUCUUGGAACGAAGGCGUGUCAUGGCUGCCCAAGUGGCUCUGCGGAGACAGCAGGAGACCCAGCUGAAAAAACACUUGACCCGCGGCCUACUGAAAGAUGGGGUGGCCCCGCUGAAGAUUUCCAACUGUGGAAAGUGGGGGCCUGCCCACCCAUGGGCACCUGCUGGAAAGGAGAAUGUGGGCCCCCAGCCUGAGCAGGCCCUCCCAGGAGCUCCCCAGACUGUGCCAACACCCUUUGAAAAGGAGAGCACCCCCCAAACCUUGCUGCUCAGUAGGCCAUUGGACACCGUGCCAUUGUCCUGGCACCCCGGGCCCUGGCUUCCCCCUACCCUGUCCUCCCCACUUUGGUGUCAUCUGCUGUACCAGGAGCCUGGCAUCGCCCUGCAUCCAUUCCCCGGCUUUGACUCUGGCUCCUCCCUCUGCCUGACCAACCAUGGAGCCCUCCCAGUCUGCCCAGGACAGUGCCAGCUACUGAUGGCCUCCAUGCCAGGGGAACCUUCUAGGCUUUCCAGCCUGGCCCAGCCAUGCUCAGCAGUGAUUCUCGAGCCCUGCAGCCUCCCGGACCCCCUGCUCCUGCAGCCCCAGGCCCCUGGGGCCUCCACCACGGCCUGGGUAUCAGCCUCCAAAGAGCACCAGCUUCAGCGGGAAGCAGCCGAGGCCUUGGUGGGCUUGAGGGACUCCCCCCAACCUCCGAGGAACCCAAUGCCUCCUACUAGCCCCCCCAAGCAGGCCUGGGUAUCCUUGCUCCACCCCGGCAGCCCCUCAGGCCCAGCUUCCACAAAGGAAGGCAAGGAGGCUCAGGACUCAGGGUCCUCACUGCGACCAAGCCCAGCCCCAUCCGUGGCCCUGCAUAUCGGCCACCUAGGAUCCAUCUCCCUGCUGGGCUGAGGGCCUCUCGCAACCUUCCAUAACAGGGCAAGGAAUCAGCCUGCUGGGGGGUCUGCCCACCACCUUCUCCCCGUCCUCAGACCCUGGACCCCCUUAGACUCU
Messenger RNA from Dromiciops gliroides (monito del monte), 1267 nucleotides. RefSeq names its product DMRT like family C2 (gene DMRTC2). The transcript has 9 exons. Gene Ontology annotation, cellular component: nucleus. Bases 77 to 1165 code for a protein of 362 amino acids. Gene Ontology annotation, biological process: regulation of transcription by RNA polymerase II; sex differentiation; germ cell development. Lineage: Eukaryota; Metazoa; Chordata; Mammalia; Microbiotheria; Microbiotheriidae. Gene Ontology annotation, molecular function: RNA polymerase II cis-regulatory region sequence-specific DNA binding; DNA-binding transcription factor activity, RNA polymerase II-specific. The record is from RefSeq and is a predicted model, not a curated record.